Molecule: messenger RNA, 2045 nt
Organism: Amborella trichopoda
Lineage: Eukaryota; Viridiplantae; Streptophyta; Magnoliopsida; Amborellales; Amborellaceae
Product: UDP-glucuronate:xylan alpha-glucuronosyltransferase 2
Molecular function (GO): glycosyltransferase activity
Source: RefSeq, a predicted model, not a curated record
GACACCAAACCCUUGUUGUUUCUCUCUCUAAACUUGAGUUUUUGCAGACCCUCUACAAAAUGACUCUAAACCCAAUCCUUGUUUCUCUCUCUAGAAUUGAAUUCCUGCAAGCCCUUUAGAAGUCAUUAAGCUUUGGAGGCAAUGAACCCCUUGUCUUCUCUUUCUCUCUCUUCUCGCUCUCAACCACAUCUGCAGUUCCUUCACCUCUCAAAACUCAAACUCUAGACCCAAACCUUGCUGUUUCUCUCUCUAAAAAAGUCACCAAACCCUUGUUGUUUCUCUCUCUAAACUUGAGUUUUUGCAGACACUCUAUAAAAAGACUCUAAACCCAACCCAAUCCUUGUUUUCUCUCUAGAAUUGAAUUCCUGCAAGCCCUUUAGAACCCAUUAAGCUUUGGAGGCAAUGAACCCCUUAUGUCUUCUCUUUCUCUCUCUUCUCGCUCUCAACAACAUCUUCAGAUCCCAAGAGAACGUUGCUCAUCAACCAAGGUGGACGUAUGUACAGAGAGAAAACAAGAGAAGAACGAGGAUUGCAUUGAUAAAUAUCCCUGAAAAAUAUCACCGACAAUGGGAAAAUUUCGGCGAAAUCACGGCGAUAAAUAUCGAAAACGCCACCAAAAAAAUUUCAUGGACGGAGAUUUUCCCAGAAUGGAUCGAUGAAGAAGAAGAAAACAGGAAACCCAAGUGUCCUCAAAUUGCACCACCUGCACUCAACUCCACACUUCUAGAGAGAGAAACUCGGCAUUAUGACUUGGUGGUUGCUAAAAUUCCAUGCAAAAAUGGCGAAAAAAACUGGGCAAGAGAUGUUUUCAGGCUUCAAAUCCAUCUUAUCACUGCUAAUUUGUUGAUGAGAGGCCGGAAAAAUGGCCGGAAAGUCUCUGUUCUCUUAUUGACUGAGUGCAGGCCCAUGUUAGAGAUCUUUAGGUGCAAUGAACUAGUGGAACAAGACAGAGAAAGAUGGUUAUAUAGAGUUGAUGUCAAGAAAUUAGCAGAGAGAGUGUCGAAUUUACCAGUAGGGUCUUGUGAGUUAGCUCUAAAGCUAGAGAGAGAAACUGGAAUGGUUGCAAGUUUAGAGAGAGAAAGGGGAUAUACCAGAAAGAGGGAGGCGUAUGCAACUGUUUUGCACUCCUCUGAGGACUACGUAUGUGGAGCCAUAACUUUAGCUCAGAGCAUAAGAGCCACUGGUUCCAUUAAAGACAUGGUAGUUGUAGUUGAUAAAACCAUAUCAGGGAGCUCAAGGAAAGGAUUAACAGAAGCUGGGUGGCUCGUUUUAGAGAGAGAAAGAAUCAGAAACCCUAAAGCGAACAGUGGGUCUUAUAAUGAGUGGAAUUACACCAAGCUGAGGCUAUGGCAACUAACCCAAUAUGAGAAGUUGGUGUUUUUGGAUUCGGACUUGGUGGUCCUCAAGAAUAUCGAUUUCCUUUUUAAGCUCCCUGAGAUGUCAGCUAUAAGUAACAGUAGAACAAUCUUCAACUCUGGUCUAAUGGUGAUAGAGCCAUCACAGUGCAUGUUUAGGGUUUUGAUGAGAGAGAAAGAGAGAGUACAUUCAUAUAAUGGAGGGGACCAAGGUUUUAUCAAUGAGAUAUUUACAUGGUGGCAUAGAAUCCCUCAAAAGCUCAACUUUUUGAAGCUUUCUGGUUCAAAAAAGGGGCUUGAUUUGUAUGGAAUCCAUUACUUAGGGGUGAAGCCAUGGAAGUGCUAUAGAGACUAUGACUGCAACUGGAAUGUUAUUGAGCAGAGAGGUUUUGCAGAUGAUGGGUUUCAUGGGACAUGGUGGAAAGUGCAUGAUUCCAUGGUUCCCUCUCUUCAAAAGCAUUGCUUGCUUUCCUCCAAAGAUAAGGAAAGGCUAGAGAGAGAAAGGGUGAGAGCCAUGACCUUGGCUUUCAAUGAUGAUGGGCAUUGGAAAAUCAAUAUUACAGACUCCAGGUUGCACUUAUAGAUAUUAGUGAGAGGUAACUGGUAACCACUCUUGAAGGCAAGACGAGAGAGAGAGAGAGAGCGAGAGAGAGAGAGAGAGAGAGAAUGGCCUUGAAUUUCAAGAAGAGA